Molecule: messenger RNA, 587 nt
Organism: Amoebophrya sp. A25
Lineage: Eukaryota; Dinophyceae; Syndiniales; Amoebophryaceae
Source: the annotation of a GenBank genome assembly
GUAAAUUUUCACAAAUUGAGACUACAAAUUGAUUAGUUAUAUACCAGUCAACAAAUACAGAACUACGGGCAAGAGUAAAAACAUGGACAAUUGGCAGGCGGGAGUCGAAGGGCUCCUGCUCGGAGCAAAUGACAAGCAGAUGAGUCUGGGGCCGGAUUUAGAUUAUGAUGGAUAGUAGUUGUAGUUGCAUAAAAAAAAGCUGCUGCAUUUGUAUCUUGAAAAGUAGCUUUUCACUUUGCAGGAUUGGUUUUAUUUAUCUGUCUGAAGGGUUCGUUGUUUUGUGGGCUAGCUUUAUUCGUACUACGUUGUACAGGAUGGAUAGAUCAGUCGCCUUUCAACGGUCCAGAUCCAUAUUUUAGGUUGUGACAUCGACAUGGACCUGCUAGGUUCAGAGUGAAAAUAUAAAGCAUCGGGAUCGACUAAUGCAGAGGAUGUUUAUUGAUCCACUUCCCCAUCCCCCCGGCAUAGUUGUAUGCCUCACUCUUCUAAUACCCAGCUAUCCGUGAGGCGAACGAAAUGAAAAAAGAGGACGACUUCGUGCAGAAGCUUAGCCGCGUCCUUCGUUUUCAGAUCCAGUUGGAGCAUAG